ACGAGCGUCGUUAAGACCCUAUCCACUUCUGGUCUCACUGGGCCCGACGAAAGCCCGCGAAACAGAAAUCUUCCUUCCCAAAGCUAUCAACAAUGGAGAUUUCAACCUCUCAUGCUUCCCUGCACAACUCACUUCCUCCUCGUCUCCUCUUUCCUUACUACCAUUACGCCGUUCCUCAGAACUACGUGCACUGGGCUCAAACCUCCGAGUCUCACGUUUUCUCGGCCGAUCUGCCUGGUGUUCGGAAGGAGGAGAUAAAAGUGGAGGUGGAAGAUUCGCGAUACCUAAUUAUUCGAACGCAGGCUGUGGAUGGAGUUACGGUGCCUGCGAAGAGCUUCUCGAGGAAGUUUCGGCUUCCGGUUUUGGUCGAUGUAGAUGCGAUUUCGGCUGGAUUUGAGAAUGGAGUUUUGGAGAUUACGGUGCCUAGGUCUUUCAGGACACGCUCUGUCAUUCACCAGACCGAUUCUCCUGAUCAACUCCAACUUCUUGCUAGGGCUGCUUGAUUUGAUCGGGAUUCGAAACUCGACCGAUCGACGAUUUCGAUUCCAAGUUUGCUGGUUCUGCCUUCUCUUUUCCUUUCGUUGGAAGUUCGAUUAAUUUCUCACGAGCAGGAAAAAAAUACGUUUCGAUAUUGACAUAUUGUUAAAUUUAGAAUCUGUGAUUGGAGGAGCUAUUGAUCCCAAUGAAAUAGAUUC
Cucurbita maxima (winter squash) is the source of this 695-nucleotide messenger RNA. RefSeq names its product 15.4 kDa class V heat shock protein. The record is from RefSeq and is a predicted model, not a curated record. The transcript is spliced from 2 exons. The coding region runs from base 93 to 503 and encodes 136 amino acids. Gene Ontology annotation, biological process: response to heat; response to hydrogen peroxide; response to salt stress. Lineage: Eukaryota; Viridiplantae; Streptophyta; Magnoliopsida; Cucurbitales; Cucurbitaceae.